AUGGACAGAACAGCCUUCAACUGGACUAGCAACUGGUCAGCACCAGUCGUGUGGCAUGACAAUUACAAUGAAGAUGUGUUGAAAAAGUAUUAUGCGAAUCAUAAAGUAACUGUGGGGUUGACGGUGUUUGCUGUGGGCAGCUACGUGAAGAACUAUCUGCGCACGUUUCUUUCCUCUGCCGACAGACACUUCAUGGUGGGCCAGAAAGUCAUCAUCUACGUCAUGACGGAUGACCUGGCCGGUGCGCGCUGGGAGUCCCCGGGUCUCCAGCGCACCGUCCGCGUGUUCCCAGUCGAGCGCCAGCAGCGCUGGCAGGACAUCAGCAUGAUGCGCAUGAAGACCCUCAGCGAGCACAUCGCCGCCCACAUCCGGCACGAGGUGGACUUCCUCUUCUGCAUGGACGUGGACCUGGUCUUCCAGAAGGACUACGGGCCGGAGGCCCUGGGAGAGUCCGUGGCCCAGAUCCACGCUUACUGGUACAACAGGAACCUGGCCCUGUGGCCGUACGACAGGAGCCAGUGGUCGGCCGCAUCCAUGCCCAGUGGGGAGGGGGAUUUUUAUUACCACGCGGCGGUGUUUGGGGGCACCCCGCAGCGCGUGCUCCACCUCACCCGCACGUGCUUCCAGGGCAUCAUGAAGGACAAGGAGAACAACGUCGAGGCGGUGUGGCACGAUGAGAGUCACUUAAACAAGUAUUUCUUCUUCCAUAAACCCAGUAAACUCUUAUCCCCGGAAUACUGCUGGGAUUUCCGUUUAAACAAGCAAAGUGAUGUUAACGUCAUCAAGGUGUACUGGGCUGUUAAGAACUUAGCGGAUACUCAUGGACAACCAACCUUUAGUUCUGUGCACCACCUGGGCCGGUUCAUCCGCUCAGCAGAUCAGCAUUUCAUGAUGGGCUGCCAUGACAUCUACCUGCUCAUGGACGACUUCUCACUGAUGCCCAGUGUCAACCCACUCCCCAAGCUCUCCAUCACGCUCUUCCCUGCCACUGAUGCUAUCUAUAACGCACACUUCCACGUGCUAGACUCACGCUUCCACCUGCUAGACUGA
Messenger RNA from Sorex fumeus (smoky shrew), 1050 nucleotides. Its product is annotated as N-acetyllactosaminide alpha-1,3-galactosyltransferase-like. Gene Ontology annotation, cellular component: Golgi apparatus; membrane; vesicle. The transcript is spliced from 6 exons. Lineage: Eukaryota; Metazoa; Chordata; Mammalia; Eulipotyphla; Soricidae. The record is from RefSeq and is a predicted model, not a curated record. The coding region runs from base 1 to 1050 and encodes 349 amino acids. Gene Ontology annotation, molecular function: hexosyltransferase activity. Gene Ontology annotation, biological process: carbohydrate metabolic process.